GACAAGUCAAUGUUUUUAUAAUGGAAAUGAGGAGGGAGGGAUUGACUUGACGCUGAAUUGAUGGUAUGAGGAGAAGGAAAGUGGAGAACCAUUGGUCAUUUAGAGGGUCUGCGUCUUCACUCCUCAGCCACCAGCACAAUCGGAUACCGGUCCUUGUCUCUGACGGAUAGCACGGUUAAUAAUUAUUACUCCAGGAAACCAAAACAAAUGCAGAGCGGCGCCUAUCUCACCAAAACCCCACCCUUCUUACUAGUGCACCCCCACCUCCGCCGCCGCUCUCCCGGCCGGUGCCACAUCGGAGCUCCGAUUCUCCCUCCCAACAUAAACCAGGGCGGACACGGUCGUGGAAUGCAGCUACACUCAUCCCGCGGCUCCGUACUGAUCGGAGUAGAUCACGCCUCGAUGUUUUGGGAUGCCGGCGCGGCGGCGCUGACCGUCGCCGGAGCUUACGCUCUUGUCUCUACUUUCGACGCCCUAACCCACCGCAAUCUCAUCCAACAGACUUUGAGCAGGAAAUUGGUGCAUAUACUUUCUGGGCUUCUGUUCCUGGCAUCCUGGCCUCUGUUCAGCACAUCAACAGGAGCUCGCUACUUCGCUUCCAUUGUCCCCAUCAUAAACUGCCUUAGGCUGCUUGUCCACGGGCUUCAGUUCGCACAUGAUGAAGCCCUCAUCAAGUCUGUCACCCGGGACGGAAAUCCAGAAGAAUUGCUUCGAGGCCCACUGUACUAUGUCACAGUAUUGAUUGUAUGUGCACUCGUCUUCUGGCGUGACUCGCCAGUUGGAGUGAUUUCACUAGCCAUGAUGUGUGGCGGAGAUGGGAUUGCUGAUAUAAUGGGGAGAAGAUUCGGCAGGGUAAAAAUUCCUUACAAUGAACAAAAGAGUUGGGCCGGUAGCAUAUCCAUGUUCGUUUUCGGGUUCUUGACAUCGAUAGGGAUGCUUAGUUACUUCUCUGGGCUUGGAUACUUUGAGUUGGAAUGGAUGGGCACAAUGGAAAGAGUGGCACUUGUUUCAUUGGUGGCAACUGUGGUGGAGUCUCUGCCAACCAAUGGAAUGAUGGUUGACGACAAUAUCUCAGUUCCUUUAGCAAGCAUGCUCACUGCCUCUUUGUGCUUUCCUUAAGCCGCACCCAAAAUAUGGCUAUAUCCAUACCUUUUGUCUGAAUUUGCUAAACCCAUGCCCAUUAAUAUUAUAAGUUCGAUAUUAGUGUGGAUUUAUCAAAUUUAGUUGAUAUGUCGUGGAAAUAGCGAUUUUGGGUGUGUGUUUUCUUUAACAUUUGCCCUUUCGUUAAUUCUGUCGAUGUAUACUUAUUUGGUUACUAGCCAUUUGCCCCUCUUGUUGUACUGUUUAGAUCUAUACACUCUUUUCUGCGUAUUCUUAUUUUUUUCGAUGAAUGAUUUGAUAGGAAUGGUUAAUUAAUUGCCUUUUGAGUCCGAAUGAUUAUGAUGAACAACCAUUGGUAUUUUGAAUAAAGCUCAUCAAUGUAU
Messenger RNA from Cuscuta campestris, 1484 nucleotides. Lineage: Eukaryota; Viridiplantae; Streptophyta; Magnoliopsida; Solanales; Convolvulaceae. The record is from the annotation of a GenBank genome assembly.